CGUCACUCACAGCUUGAACGUGAAAAAACUCACAUCCAAUAUCAGAGGUUAUAAGCGAAAAUCAAACAUUUAAUAUUGUUAUUUACUUGUUAUAUUAUCUUUUUAUUGUGUGUCCGUACGUACAGACGUGCUUUGUGAAUGUUCUUACGUUUUCGGAGUAUGGGAGCUUGUUUUUAAAGAUUUGCUGGUCUGCUGUCGGAAGAAUCGUACCAGGUUGAGACAAACUGCCUGAUAUUUGGAACAGUGACUGCUGCAUCACUUUCUUUGCAGCACUUGAAUCUCUUAAUCGGGAUUUGAGAAUGGUUCAAGCUGAGGUGGUAGCGAUGUGGACUGUAUGCAUCCCAGGAUGGGGCGCGGCGGUGGUGGCCGGCGCUUUGUUGCUGUACGGGACUUUCGACGUGGCUUACUUCGCUCGUAUGAUGUACACCGUGGCCAAAGCCAGGUAUUUCAAGAAGAAGGUCUGCAUUCUCGACACCACUGAAGUUAAAUCGUGGUGCCUCCUCAACGACAUCGACACGCUUCUCUACCACAUGAACAACGCGCGGUACCUUCGCGAGCUGGACUUCGCUCGGGCCGACUUCUACGAGCGCACCGGUUUGUACGCCAACAUCAAGGCGGCUGGUGGCGCUGUGGUCCAGGGCGCUGCCACCAUCAGAUACCGGCGGUAUUUGAAGCCGUUCACCAGGUUCUCCAUUACUUCCAAGGCGAUCUACUGGGAUGAUAAGACGGUUUACAUGGAGCAUGAAUUCGUGGGUCCCGGCGGAUUCGUGCACGCGGUUGCUGUCUGUCGGCAGAGAGUGAUUGACACCUCAGCCUCCGCCAUUGCAGAGCUCCUGCUGCAGCUGCAUUGCGCUGGCGCCUGCCGCUCGCCUCCUGGGAAGAUGCCGCCUGAGUUGGAGUUGUGGGUCCAGAGCAACGAGCUUAGCUCAGCGAGGCUCCGAGCUGCGACCGCCCCCCUCCCGACCCUCCAGUCUCCCAACAACGUGGGCUGCGGCGAAGUCAUCCCCGCCGCCUCCGCUGAGUGAAGCUGUCUCAUUCUGUACCCAACAUACACAAAUAAGUGCGAGUGAGAUAGCAAUAGGGUACGCGCGCGGCGACGGCUAACAUCCCGUCAGUCGACGCCAGCCCGUCGAGGCGUGCGGACGUGUGGACUGCUUGUUUUGUGUUAAUAAUGCCAAACAGCUAAGCUAUAUGGUUUAUGACUUAUAUUCAUGUGAUAAGGGUGAUGCUCGGGAUGUGUACAAGAAUCUUAGAUCAUUAUUUAUUGUUUUUGUUAGACGUUUUCAAAUGUGAUAUUUUCAAUUUGUAUUUCGAUGUGCCUCUAUGUUUUUAUGUAAUGUACUUAAAGUACCCUCCUUGUGACACCAAGUAUUAAUCGGAUGUUGAAUUAUUUAAUCGUAUUAAAUUUUAAUAAUAUUAUUUGAACGAAGUGUGUAUAAAUGUAUUAUAUCUGGCGCGGCUGGAUGAAAAAUUAUCAAAUAAAAUCAAAUAUCGAAAUGGAAAAUGACAUGAUAUAUCAUAUAUUGUACGCUUCUUGUGUAAUCGUUAUAUAAAGAUGUAUCACAAGCGAAUAUCAAGUCAGUUAGAUGUUUUGUACAUGAUUUUUUAAGGAAUCUCUGGUCACUGUAAUUCCAGCACUUAUCUACUUAUAGACAAUUGUAACGGGGUGAAUACUCAAGGGGACGAAACGGAAACAUCCAAAUUAUUAAAUGCUAGACGAGGCUUAUCUAUAAUCUUUAUUUUUAAACCUGUACUAACCCCCGUUUUUAGUAAACGAUCCAAAUUUCAGCCGAUCGCGAGAAUAGUCCAAUCAGAAUUUUUUUUGAAAAUAAAUGAAUUAUUUUGAUUAGUUUGUAUUUGGAAACGUAUCGAAUAUUAAGAUUGGCAUUGUUUAUUGAAAUCGGCCGAUAGAUUAUAACUAAGUCGCUUUAUCUGAUUACCUUCAUAUUUAUAACUUAGGUGCAGUUGUAACGCGUACGCGGUAUGAUUACUGCUCUGAGGUCUUGAUAUCGAAUCUUGGUCCGGGCAAAUGGAUAUUGGGUUUUUCUGCUCACUUUCAGCCCGGAGUGUGGAAUUUGGUGGGAUAUGAAUGGCUCGUCACCUUUUUUUAUUACUUUAAAUGACGAGACGAACUUGUCUUUCUCCUGAUCAUAAGCGAUACGACUGCCUAUAAACAGUAGAAACACCAUCCAACGCCUUGAAUUACAAAGUAUUGUUGGGUAUUCCACAGCGUUCGCCAUUUGAGACAUGAGAUGUUAAGUCUUAAGUUAAGUUAGUUCUGUUAAGCAGUUACACUGGCUGCAAUAACAUCAUGGGACGGAACACACAUGGCGAAAGUAGGUGCUGUGGUCCUUCGGCGAUAAAGUUGUUGGGUGUGUUUUAUAUAUAUUUAGUUUUUCGCCCCUUGAGUCUUAUUUGUCUCGUUAUUUAGACACAGCACAAUGACAGCGUAUAUCAGUGGAGUCAACGCACUGUAAUCAUGUGACGCGCUGAGGUACAUCUUCAGAUUGACUCUCGAGUCACGGACCCUUUAUUGGAACUGUCUAUUGUAUAUAAACAUGUAUUAUGAAUAAAUAUAAAUUAGUUGAAAUGUU
Manduca sexta (tobacco hornworm) is the source of this 2594-nucleotide messenger RNA. Its product is annotated as protein THEM6. NCBI's taxonomy places the organism in Eukaryota, Metazoa, Arthropoda, Insecta, Lepidoptera, Sphingidae. The coding region runs from base 300 to 1025 and encodes 241 amino acids. The transcript is spliced from 6 exons. The record is from RefSeq and is a predicted model, not a curated record.